Molecule: messenger RNA, 3527 nt
Organism: Engraulis encrasicolus (European anchovy)
Lineage: Eukaryota; Metazoa; Chordata; Actinopteri; Clupeiformes; Engraulidae
Gene: atmin
Product: ATM interactor
Exons: 4
Coding region: 84-2390 (768 amino acids)
Biological process (GO): regulation of transcription by RNA polymerase II
Cellular component (GO): nucleus
Molecular function (GO): DNA-binding transcription factor activity, RNA polymerase II-specific; transcription cis-regulatory region binding
Source: RefSeq, a predicted model, not a curated record
UUACGUGAACGUAACGCAUAUAUGGUGCUCCUGCUAGCCUGCGUUUUUGCUGCUGGUCUAGGACGGUCUCUUGUUGUGGAAAUAUGGCUGCCUCUACAUCGGAGAAGCCACAGCGCAAUAUUACAAACAAUGAACACGGUGUCGACGAGACACUGUCGAAGGAAAUAAUAAAGCCUGAUAUCGCAGAGCUGACCAAAGAGGUGCGGACCAAUAUCCUUUGCACUGUUGAAGGAUGUGGAAAGAUUCUUCCUAAUUCGCCAGCCCUCAACAUGCACCUUGUCAAAUCACACAGAGUGAAGGAUGGCAUUGUCAACCCCACUGUAAGAAAAGACUUGAAAGGGCCACAGAAACUCUACUGCUGUCCAAUAGAGGGAUGCCCAAGAGGACCAAACCGACCCUUCUCACAGUUCUCACUCGUCAAACAGCAUUUCAUGAAGAUGCACACUGAGAAGAAACACAAGUGUGUGAAGUGCAGCAACAGCUACAGCACAGAAUGGGACCUCCGCAGACACACAGAGGAUUGUGGGAGAACAUACAGCUGCACCUGUGGCUGCCCUUAUGCAAGCCGUCCAGCACUUUUGUCCCACACCUACAGAACGGGUCACGAGAUUCCAGAUGAGCAUAGGUAUCCUCCUGUGAAGAAAAGGAAAAUGGAGCGCAUGAUUGCUGCCACGGCCAAAGUCAAAUCCACAGAGCAGAUGUGUCCGAUAACUGGAUCUGAAAGAGAACUUUCAGAGGGAGCCAUCCCCACUGAAGGAGCCUGGCAGACUCAUGAUACUGCAAAGCAAAGUUCCAACCCCCUGAACACACAGAAGCUUCUGCUGCCCAAACCCAAAAUGGCCCUCUUCAAUGUUCCUGUGAUGCAGCUUGCCCAGAUUCCUGUGCUCCUUCCUUCAGCAGAUAACAGUGCCUUAAGGUCUGUCGUUCUGGCUUUGGACACGCAAGGCUCCUUAAGCACCGUCCAACUUCUCCCCCAGUCUUUCGGAACGGUUGUGCCAGCACUUAACGCAAAGAAUUUGAGCUUCAAAGACACAGUGCCAAUAUCCAGGGCUGUCUCUGGUGUUGUGAGCACUGGGGUUCAAGUGAGCCUGGAUACCACAGUAUCUCACGGGGACCUGGUCUCAGGACUAUCACUUAGAGGUAAGAGCACCUCUACAGACAUUCAGACAGACAUUUCAUACCUCAAAAAGGGACCUUCUGCGGAAGGGACUGUGGUUGUGAGCACCAUGGGAGAGUCCUCAGUCUCCUCCUGUUCCCAGACAGACAUCAGUGUGAGCGCUCAGGUCUUGCUGCCGGUCAGCGUGCAGACCCAGACAUUCCCCUCACGGGCCAAAGCCACUUCAUCUGCACAGACAGAAAUUCACAAUCAACUUUCUUUCCAACCUUUUAACAUCACCAGGGAGACUCAAACCAAUUGUGUGAGCAUCCAAGACGAGAAGGUAACAAACCAAGCUGUGAUGUGUUCCGGGCUCUUUGAUUCCGAUUCACCUAGUGUCUCAACUCAGACUGUGUUGACAGACAUGCCAUUCCACACCACUAGUGUUGAAGACCCCCUAAGCACGUCCGCUUCCGUGCUCUACCAUGACAAGAAUGAUGAACCCAUUUGCUUUGGAGUCCAGACUGACACCCUCAACCAGAAUUCUGUGGCAGACAAUCAAACUCAGACCAUGACACUCUUCAACGACCUGGAGAAUAUUCUGUCGGGUGGCAUGGGAGACGGGGCAUUGGAGAGUGAUCAGACACUGUCCGCAUCAGUGGGCUGCGGUACGGGACUGGAACAUGUGCAGGAGAACAGCACAGGCAUUGACUUUGACUUUGAGGAGUUCCUGAGUGCUGCACACAUUCAGACACAGACUGAGGAGAGCGACCUGGGAGGCUUGAACGCAGAGACACCACUGGAGCUUCUGGACAUUGAGACACAAACUGACUUCCUGCUCCUGGAUAACCUCACAACCAGUGAGGUCGCCCGAACUCAGUCCAACGACUUGGAGCUGGAGAUGUUCGACACUCAGACACAGACAGACUUGAACUUCUUGCUCAACCCAAGUGGCCACAUGCCUCUUGGUAACAUUCUGAGACAGUCCAGCUUCAACAUCAGCACAGAGUCUUCUGACAAUGAGACUCAGACAGACAUUCGGCAAGCCGCCUUGGUGUUACCGUGCACUGAUAGCCAGGUGAGGCUAAGCAGCACAGAGACUCAAACAGUGACAAGCUCCUUCGACAGUCUAGGCAACCUGUUCCUUACGAGCAACGAAACCCAAACGGUCAUGGACGAUUUUCUGUCAGCGGACCUAGCCUGGAACAUGGAGUCUCAUUUCAGCUCGGUAGAAACACAAACCUGCGAGGAGCUGUACUCUCUUUUUCAACACUCUGAGAAACCCAACAGCUGAGGGUCCAGGCCCCCUGUGGUGGCUGAAAUUUAGAUGCGAAAGAAACUGGUCUCUGAAAUCUACCUUUUGUAGAGGGAGGACGGAGGGUCAGUGAAUUGGUGUUUGCUUGCAAACACUAUUGGAAGGCCUACAGGGCAGCACCCAGCCACACUACAUGCAUGUGCCCUCACUCAACUGGCAUUCCAAUCUGAGGUUGUGGGUGCUUGAAAAUAGGAUCAACUGGCAGCACUUUUUUUUGUUCUCUUCAUUUCAGGCAAUUUGCACAAUAACAGUGAUGUGUCAUCUUUACAGUCAGCACAUGCAUAAUUUCAAGUGUGUAUGAAAAUAAAUACUACAAACUACACAUUUUUGAAAGAACAACGCGGGAGGAAGGUAAUUAAGGUUCAAUGUCAGUUUAGGACAAGUUAACACUAACAGUUGCUUAAAUUAAAUAUGUAUAUUUCAGCCUUGCCUGUUGGUGACUGAUUUUGAUGCUGUGUCACCUGUAUGAAACUGCCCAUAAACUGAACUGGAAGAUUCUGUGCAUAACUAUGGGCCAAAAUAUGUUUCUUAACCAUGCCACUGCUCCUUAUAUAUUAUAUUUUGACUUGACUGUACAUUUACAGAAAACGUUUUGCAACCUGUGAUGUAAACUGUUCAAGUGUAUAACAUGUUAGCUAGAACACAAGUUUGUCACUGUGAAGAAAUGGUAACUGUGCUACUUUUGCAGGAUACAUAAACACGUUAAUUCCAAUUGACUGUUAGAAAUCCACAUGAUGGACACGAGAACGAGGCAAUUUCUUUUCAGAGUACAACUGUUUACAUUUCUUUCAUUUGUUCUUAAUGCUUACCCUACUACAGUACAUGGUAUAUAAGCUUUGAAAUGGCAUAGCACUACCUACAUUGAAUGUCUUUUUUUACAUUGUGUUGCUAAAUAUUUGCACGGUUAUAUUUUAUUUUUAGUUGGUGCCUUAUUUAUUAGAUGGCAAUCAAUGACCAUUUCUCUUUUAGGUGUUCAUUCUGAGAUGUAAUACACUAUUAUCUGUUAUGAACAAAACAACUUAUUUUGUUUUAACUUUUCCCCCAAAUAAUUGUUGAGCAAAAACUUUUUUUUUUUUUUUUUUGCUCUUGGGGAAAAAAAAUGACCAGCAUUCUAAA